CCUGAAUAAAGCCCAAGCUUCAAUGAGGAGGGUGUUCCGCACCAACACCUCCCGUGUUUUUGGCAGGACUGGAAGGCAGCGGGGUCGUGCCUCCAGCCGCUUCUGGCCAUCUAGCCACCGAGGAUGCCGUCCACCUGCCUUCUUCCCCAGCUACCACUCUGGAUUCUUCAACUCACAGAGGUCGUACCGUGACAGAGGGAACUGGACAAGCGGUAGAGGCAGAAUGCCCGCAGGUGAGACAUGUUACACCUCAUGUUCCCCCCAGUCUGUUGCAUGCCGGCAGGUUACGUUUUUGUCUCGACAGGUGGCGGGACAUCACUUCGGAUGCUUGGAUACUCCAAACCAUCCGAGGUUACGUUAUAGACUUCCAUUCAACCCCGAUUCAGGAGAGGGUCCCCUCGCCUCCAGUAUCGUCAAAGGCACUGCAAGUCCUGAUAGACACCGAAAUACUAGCUCUGUUCGACAAAGGGGCAGUGCAGUGGGUGCCGGAUGCCAGGGGUUUCUUCAGCUCGAUUUUCCUAGUCAGGAAAAAGACAGGGGACUUCCGACCGGUCAUAAAUCUGAGGAACCUAAACGCCUUUGUUUCCUACCAACACUUCAAGAUGGAGGGCAUUCAUCUUUUAAGAGACCUACUUCACCCAGGAGAUUGGUUCACUCGUCUAGACCUGAAGGACGCAUACCUCUCCGUACCGGUGGAACCCGUUGCCGACGUUUCUUACGGUUCAUCUGGAAAGGGAGACCAUGCCAAUUCACAUGUCUCCCCUUCGGCCUCAGCUCGGCUCCCUGGUGUUUCACCAAACCAAUAACAGCAUGCCUGCGCUCAAAGGGCAUUCGGUGCUUGAUCUACCUGGACGAUCUGCUUCUCUUCUGCGAGGACUCCUCCAGACUGAAAUCUCAGACGCACUUCGCGGUCUCCUUGUUCGAAUCCCUGGGGUUUGUGGUCAACCGAGAGAAGUCGGCCCUCACACCAACGCAGGUGGUUCAAUUUUUGGGGUUCGAGAUAGAUGCGACCCAGUGCAUUCUACGACUCCCUCAGGCAAAGAUCUCAGCAAUUCGGAAAGAGAUCCGACGGAUUCUCCGUCAAGAGACGAUUCCUCUCAGGGUCCUGGCACGGGUGGUAGGCCUGUUUUCCGCUUCGAUCCAGGCCAUUUACCCAGGCCCCAUUCACUACAGGGCCAUGCAACGCCUGUAGGCACGUUUCCUCCGCAGGAAACCCUCAUACGACCAGCUGAUCACCAUCACACAGGAAGUCAAGACAGAACUUCGUUGGUGGCUGUUACAUAUGUCAGCCUGGAACGGCAAGGCGAUUUUCGGUCUGACCCCGGACUUUGUCCUGGAAUCGGAUGCAAGCCUAUGGGGCUGGGGAGCGACCUGCGCGACUGCCUCCACGGGAGGACCUUGGUCAAGCACGGAAACAGGUUACCACAUCAACUGUCUAGAGAUGAUUGCGGGCUCGUUCGCGAUACGGAGCCUGGCGGGUCAUCUGUCGGAUUGCUGCAUCCUGCUGAGAAUGGACAACGUGUCAGCAGUACAGCAUAUCAACCGCCUGGGAGGAGCGCGCUCUACACUCUACAAGCGGAAUAUCUCCCAGGUGUGGCGAACCUGACGGCAGACUGGUUCUCCAGACACUGGAGGGAUGCCAGCGAUUGGCGUCUUCACUGACCAAUUUUUCUCGAAGUGGCACGACGGAGAGGCCCAUUCUCGGUGGAUCUGUUCGCUUCCAGGACGAACCUCCAGAUUUCGAAGUACUUUAGCUGGCUCCCGGAUCCGAUUUGCGCGGCAGUGAAUGCCUUUCUUCAGGAUUGGCCGGCACAGGGAGCCUAUGCAUUUCCACCAUUCACUAUGAUCUCCAGAAUUCUUAACGGACGGACAUCGCUGGUGUUACUGACGCCCCUUUGGCAGGGCCAAGCUUGGUUCCCAGAACUACUGGAACUGUCAUACUGAGACCCGCUCCUUCUCCCGUCCCCGCAAUUUCUUCUGUUGGAUUCUCAGGGCAACCAUCACCCCCUCGUGCUGGAGGGCCAUCUUCACUUGGUGGCUUGGACUCUUUCAGGGGUACCUGGAAUGUCGAGGAAUUAUCGGGAAUGGCUAGAAACCUCCUCUGGGACUCAUGGGCCACGGGAACGAGGAGAUGUUAUCUGUCCGCAUGGAGCAUAUGGUGUCGCUAGUGCAUGGAACGGAGUACCGAUCCCUUUACAGCACCUGUAUCCAGUGUACUGAAUUUCCUUUCCUACCUUUUCGACCAAGGGAGAUCAUAUCGCUCAGUCAACGUUGCCAGAUCGGCCAUUUCAGUGGCGCAUGUUCCUCUUCAGGGGACACCCAUUGGUCAAGACCCUUUGGUUUGUAGACUGUUACGAGGAAUCAGACUGUCACGCCCACCGACUCCUAAAUAUACAUCACUCUGGGAUGUACACAGAGUUUUGGACUUCAUUCAAGCGUGGCCGGAGAAUCAGGACCUUUCUCUACGACGGUUAUCGGCCAAGUUCACACUUUUGUUAUGCCUGGUAUCGUUUCGUCGGGUCUCCGAUGUUCGGGCUUUUGAUGUUAACGCAUUCACUUUUUCCCCGGAUGGAGUGACCUUUACGGUGUCGAGACGUACCAAAUCCGACUCCUCUACCAUUUUCUACCCCUUUUUUCGAGAGGCGCCGAAGCUCUGUGUGGUUUCUGCUCUGUGUAGUUAUGUGGCGGUUACUAACCCUCUUCGAAGUUCCCUAUCAAGACAACUGUUGAUAUCGUACGUACGACCACAUAAACCGGUAUCUACCAUUACCCUGGCUCGUUGGAUCAAAUGGCUCUUGUCGUUGGCUGGCGUGGAAUCCUCCUUUGGCGCUCAUUCAGUAAGAGGCGCGGCGGCAUCAGGAGCCCUGGUAGCAGGUGCUUCCCUGGCCGAUAUUCUACGUUCAGCAGACUGGUCUCGAGAAGACACAUUUCGUCAGUUUUAUUUCAGACCUUCAGAACAUGCAGCCUUUGCCCUACUGGCUGAGCGUUGAAACUGCAAAUAUGAAGCCUCCUGUCAGGUUAUAAAAUUGUAGAUUACGCUAGCUUUAGUGUACCUAUAAUCUUAAUUUUAUUAAUGACAGGAGAAUAUUUCCCACCCUUUGUUUUCCCGACCCUUGUGUGUUGUAUUAUCUGUCAGACCUAUAUUAAAGAAUUACAAUUCUGAUCAGUGUUUGUUGUGGUUAUUUCCUUUAUACAUUCUCAAUUUCUGCCUGGGUCAGGGACUGUUCGCUAUAAUUUUACUCUGGGUGGCUGCAUGUUUUUACACAUACCUUUCAUCAACUAAUCAAGAUUUUCGAUUUCUGUUUAUUUCAUUUCAGUGUAAAAGUCCCAGGAUGGACUCACACACAAGUUUCGACUCGGUUGAAGUUUCCUAGGAGAGUCGUUGGUUUCUAUCAAGAGAUGGACCCCCUUUUGUUAUUGUUAUGUUAUGUUAUUUUUCCUCGACUGUGUGUUGUUGUCGCAGCUUGAAAGAGGAAAUGGAAUGUUGGGAAGAGAUUUAUAUUGGGUCUCCUUACUGUUUUCUGAUUGGUUGUUUACUCUCUAGUGUUUUUUGCUGCUGUGGAGUUCAAGUAAAGAGAGACUUAAGCAAAUAUUCGCCUCCUGUCAGUAGCAUAAUCUACAAUUAGGCAGCAACAUGCAAAGUCAAACUUAGUACUGCCCACAGGGUUUUACAGAACAACCAAUAACACACGUACAUUACACACAUACACUCCCACACAACAUCCUCCCCUCUGCCUGUGAUAUGAUUACUGAACACAAUGGUUAAUCUAAUUAUCACAGGCAGAGAAAUACAGUAUUAUAAAACAUAUUACAGGGACCCCAAAACAUGCAAUAACCCCAUAAAAUAUCAUCGGAACCGGGGGAUCUGGGUGAACCACAUAUCCAAAAUUCACCCAGAUCCGUUCAGUAGUUUGGAAGAUGCAGUUUAAUGCAGAUUCCGCAGAACAUAUACAGGCUAUAUGAAAAAUAAUAACUGUAUAAUGUGUCCCCUGUUGUAUGGUUUAAAACUAUUGAACGAUGUCUUCGUGCACCAAAUACUGGCGAGAUGGCACCAUGUAGAAAAGUCCAAACAGUGUCUGUUAGUUAAAAUGGCCGCCAUCCAUUGUUCUCACCAUGUGCCUCUGAUACAUGAAAUGAUGGCCACCCAGUAACUCCACAGUAUGUACCCAGAUGGUUCUUAAAGGGCCAGUAGCAGCAUAAUAAAAUACAAUAUGCCCAAAUACUGUAUUUAAAGGGCCAAAUCUCCCAGGGCCAUCGUCAGCAGGCAGGAGGCGGGCAAACAGGCUUCUCCAAUGCCCAGUGGCGAAGUUGGUUUCGCCACAGAAGGAAUUGGGAAUUUUAAUAAACAAAUUAGGCGGCAAUAUGCAAUGUCAAUCUGCAGUUGCUAAGGCCAGCAAGGUUUUGUCAUGUAUAAAUAGCGGCAUAAAUUCUCGGGAUGAAAAUAUAAUUUUGCCUCUUUAUAAAUCGCUGCUAAGACCACACCUUGAAUAUGCUGUGCAAUUUUGGGCACCUGUUCUAAAGAAGUCACAGUGUGAUGGACCUGGCACCCCGAUGCUCCUAGUGCUCACUGAGGUCACCAAGCACUCCACCCGACACAAUCAGCACCGUAGCCCCCACGUCCAGCGUUACAGCUUGGCUGGGAACUUGCCGUCCUCCACCCACCCUGGACCCAAGACCAGGAUUCAGCUUCCAGUGGGUGAACCUCUCCUACUCCGGAGAGCGUAGCAGCAACAGCUCUUAAAAGAGCUAGCGAUUAUAAUCCCAGGGGAGUAUAGUGAUAUAGUAAUCCCCAGGGUAGAUACAGCCUUUUCCCCCACACAUGAGGUGAGACUCUAUGUUGAGGGUAAAACAGGAAUGCAAUUUUAAUGGAGGCACACUGGCCUUGUAUGCAAGUUUCCCAACAAGGGUGACACUCAGGUGGACCUUGUUGGGCAUAGGGACACAAAGUUAACAAACAGAGUUAUACAGUGAAACACUCCCAUACAGUGUACACAAUCCCUCCCUUCAUUCUGGGAGAUAAUUAUGGCAGAUAAUGUAUUAACUUAAUUAUCCCUAGGCAGAAAAAAACACAUAUUUUUAUAAAGUCUCAUAAGUACCCCAAAACACAGCAUAUCCCCAUAUAUCACAUCCCCUGAUCUGGGUGAAGAACAUAUCCAAAAAUCACCCAGAUCAGAGUAAGGGUUCAGGAAUUCCCUGGAAAUCUCUUUUUGAUUGACUACACGCAUGGUUUCAUGCCCAAAAUAGUUCCAGAGAAUUAGGCUGUGCGGUCGGUCUUUUUCAAAUGGCGCUGUUAGUGCACAGAGUCAGUGAGUGUAUCCAGUACGGUAGAUUACUUCUACAGAACGACGCUCCAUUUGUGCAAUUCUAGUCUAACCUAACUUAAUUCCUUAAUUCUCUUGAUCUCCAGCAGUUGUCAGCUGAUAUUGAUUCACGACUGCUGUCCAUCCCUUCCCUCUCCUGUCCUUCACUGGCCAUCUCCACGUAUAACUCUACCCUCACAUCUGCCUUGAACGCUGCAUCACCGCUCCAAACAAACACCUCGAGGAGGACCUGCCCCCAACCAUGGCAUACUAAAUCAACUACCUGCAAAGAUGCUCCCGAUGUGCUGAACGCUCCUGGAGGAAGUCUCGCACCCAGUCAGAAUUUCUCCAUUAUAGAUUCAUAUUGUGUUCAUACAGUGCAGCUGUUGCCCUUGCCAAACAGUCCUACUUUUCCUCUCUCAUUAGUUCAUGCUCCCGCAAUCCUAGGCGUCUCUUUGACACCUUUAAUUCUCUUCUUCGCCCUGCUGUGGCCAACCCCCAAAUUAACCUUACUGCUGAUAACUUUGCAUGUUACUUUACUGACCAGAUUGAACAGCUAAGGAAAGAAUUCUCUCCUCCUUGACAUUCUGUUUCUCAACCACACAUAGAUCUUUCCUACCCUUCAGACAUUCUCCCUAGCUACUGACCAAGAGGUGGCUGCUCUUCUCUGUUCCUUUUGCCCCACCAUUUGCCCACUCGAUCCUGUCCCAUCUCACCUUGUUAGAUCUCUCUCCACUUGUCUCAUGCCUUCCUUAACACACAUCUUCAACUGCUCUCUCUCUUCUGGCCUUGUCCCUGCUGACCUUAAACAUGCCACUGUAAAAAAAAAAAAAUCCCUCGACCCGUCCACCCCCUCUAACUAUCGUCCCAUAUCCCUGCUCCCUUUUUCCUCAAAGCUACUGGAAAGACUUGUCUUUACCCGUGUGUCUCAUUUCCUCAAUUCCAACUCUCUCCUUGACCCCCUUCAAUCUGGUUUCCGCCCUCUCCACUCUACUGAGACUGCGCUUAUCAAAGUUACUAACGACCUAAUCGCAGCUAAAUCCAAAGGGUACUACUCCAUACUAAUUCUUCUUGACCUCUCAGCGGCCUUUGACACCGUUGAUCAUGCUCUCCUUCUUCAAACUCUUUAAUCACUUGGUCUCUGUGACUCUGUCCUCUUGUGUUUUUUCCUCUCAUCUCUCCCAACGCUCAUUCAGUGUCUCUUUUUCUAAUGAUACCUCCUCUCCUCGUCCUGUCUCGGUUGGAGUCCCCCAAGGCUCUGUCCUUGGUCCCCUCCUAUUUUCUCUUUAUACUGCCUCUCUUGGCAAACUUAUUACCUCUUUUGGAUUCCACUACCACCUGUACGCUGAUGACACCCUUGGACCUCUUCCCUGCCUUCCUGCAACGUGUCACUGCUUGCCUUUCUUCCAUCACUGACUGGAUGUCCUCCCGCUUUCUGAAACUCAAUCUCUCUAAAACUGAGCUCCUUGUCUUUCUUCCUCCUAAUACUGAUCCUCCUCUUUCGCUCUCCCUUCAAGUUUGUGGUACCCACAUCAGUCCAUCCUUGCAAGCGUGCUGUCUUGGCGUCAUACUUGAUUCUGGCCUCACCUUUGAGCCUCACAUCCAGCAUGUUGCCAAAUCCUGUAGAUUCCAUCUUAAAAACAUAGCCUGCAUCUGCCCCUUUCUGACACCAGAUACUACCAAGGAGCUUGUCCAUGCUCUAGUAAUUUCCCGCAUGGAUUAUUGUAACCCUCUCCUGAUUGGUCUUCCCAAAAGCCGUACUGCACCACUACAGUCCGUAAUGAACGCUGCUGCCAGACUGAUUUUCCUCUCUAGUCGUUUCUCUCACACCUCACCCCUCUGCCAGUCCUUACAUUGGCUUCCUGUAUGCUAUAGGAGUCAAUUCAAGGUACUAAUUCACACCUAUAAAGCACUGAACAACUCUAGCCCCUCUUAUAUCUCCUCUCAGAUCCAUAGGUGUGUCCUUGCUCGGUCUCUCCACUCUGCCCGUGACCACUCACACUUGCAGGACUUCUCGCGGGCGGCUCCCUUCCUAUGGAAUAGCCUGCCUACCACCAUCAGACUCUCCCCUAGUCUUGCAUCUUUUAAGAAGUGCCUUAAAACCCAUCUCUUAUGGCCUCCAACACUAACCUCUACCUCACAUACCUGUCUCUUGCUCUCUCCUAAAGGGCAGCCCACCUUAUUCGACUGCAAAUUCCUCUCCUAAUGUGUUUUACACCCCACCUCCUAUAGAAUGUAAGCUCGAUUGAGCAGGGUGCUCUUCAACCUAUUUUUCCCAUAAGUUUAUUUGUAGUUGUCUUAUUUAUAGUUAAAUCCCCUCUCAUAAUAUUGUAAAGCGCUACGGAAUCUGUUGGCGCUAUAUAAAUGGCGAUAAUAAUAACUGGAGAUAGAAGUCCCAGCGGUGUUCGUGCCACCAAGUGUCAGAUUCUAAUUCCAUGCGCUCGACGACAAAACACCGCUGGACGCGUCUGACUAAACAAGAUGGCCGCCGCCACCUGUUCGACUACACGAAUGGCGACCACCCAGCCGUUCGUCAAUUAAGCUUCGGUUAACCACACCUUCUGGGAGAUUAACGAGCAGCACACUCCACUUGACGGUGGUCCGGCUGUUCAACAGUUCGAAGUCCCGCUUCGAAAGUUCGAAGUAACAUUGUCCAAAGUCCCAAUGGACACAAAUAGUAUUUUUAACCCAAAGUUCACCACAGGGCAUGAGGUUGACAAACAGGCCCCUCCAAAAACCAGUGGCGAGGUCACUUUCACCACAUACAGUAAGAGCAAUAAGGAUCUGGAAUUCUCUGCCUGAAGAGGUACAGAUGUUAAAACUGCAAUUGGAUAAAUACUUGCAAAAACAUAACAUACAGGGAUAUAAUUGCUAAUUAGUGGGGUCGUAGCUACUUGAUCCAAGGAGACAUCUGACUGCUAUUUUGGGGUCAAGAAGGAAUUUUUUUCUAGUUUGGAAAUUGGAAGUGCUUCAGACUAGGUUUUUUGCCUUCUUUUGGGUCAACAGCAAAAACAUAUGUGAGGAAGGCUGAACUUGAUGGACGCAAGUCUCUUUUCAGCUAUGUAACGUGUGUGUAUGUGUGUGUGUUCUCCAAGAAAAGUACACUCACAGGACUCUGUAGAUGAUUUUCCAAUCUUUUAUUGUGCAAUAUAGAUACACCACAUGCGUGUCAACGUUUCAGUCCUCUGUGAUAGGGAAAUUAUUUACAGAGUCCUGUGAGUGCACUUUUCUUGGAUUUUGUACAUUUUGGCUGAAGUAAGCACCCAGGCAAGCACAAGACCAUAAUAGAGAGUGCCAGAACCACGUGGAUUAUUAUUUUAUUUUUUUGUAUAUAUAUAUCACAAUGCACUUAGAAUUAAAAUUAUUUUUAUAUAUAUUUAAUUUUCUACAUGUAUAUUUAUGUAUGAUUUGUUACAUAAUUAUAUUACCUUAUUAAUUAUAUAUUGGGGGCCCUGCCUGAUAAUCCAGGCAGAAAGUUCAGAGAAUUUAAUUCGCAAGCCACAGCAACAUAGGCCCAGAAAAUUUCAAGGAAUGAAGACUGAAAUGAUCAUGCCCUAAUUUGACCCAGUAACUUACCAAAACCCCAUAAACCUGUAAAUGUUGUGGGUACUGUUGUACUCAUGAGACAUCGCUAAACACAAAUAGAACUGUUUUACAGCAGUAACUUUUAAUGACAAUAUCAACACUAAAUUUGGACAGGAUUUGUGACUAAGUGGCUACUAAAAAUAAACUCCAUUUUGAAUUGCCUAUGUUUUCUACUUUUGCAAAUGGUAGGCAAUGAUGGGGGUAGUUUUAAUUACUGGUCUCAAAGGCGACAUAGGCCCAGCAAACCAACCUGGCAAAUUUCAAUGUGUAAAAACUGAAAUGGCCUAGCCCUAUAUUUUACCCUGUAACUUUCCAAAACCCUAUAAACCCUGUACAUGCGGUGCACUGUUGUACUCGUGAGAUAUCGCUGAACACAGAUAUGGGUAUUUUUUUUGCAGUAAAAGCUUACGGUAUUAUGGCAUUCACAGUUAAAAUGAAAUGCAGAACAUCAUUUUUAAUUUUUCACCUUUACUUUUAUUAAAUUUACAUUGUUUCAUAUAUAAAUAUUUUAUGUGAAAUUAAAGUACUAUUUUUCCUGAACAAAACGAUCUAUAAUAAGUGUGGGUGCACUUAAAAUGAAAGAGGUAAAUUAUGGUUGAACAGACAUAUAGUUCAAAACCCAGGUUUUGUUUUGGUUCAGAAUUUGUACAAUUGCCUUCAUCCUUAAACGAACACUCCAGUAAACAAAACAACUUCAUCUAAAUUAAGUUGUUAUGGUGUCAGGAGGCACUCUUACCGUAAGCUGAAUUUUCAUGUCUGCAAGAUUGAUAUAUCUCAUAUUACCUUAAAGAGACAUGAAUAGAAUUUUUUUUUUUUUUUCCCUAAAUGCACUCAAGGUAAGAUAUUCUUUGAAUAAUCUAGUAUUAAUAACCCAGCAGCUGCGCCCUGAUUCAUUCGAUGAGUACCAGAAAUUUUAGAUAUUUACUGUGGCUGCAAGAGCAUUAUGGAAUUUAAUUUUGUUAAAAUUGUCAUUAUAUUACAUAAAAAAAUGUACUUACAGUUUUUUAAGGGGGACACAUAGGGAGCCAGUAACUGUAUGAGAUACCUUAGACCCCCCAAGUGCCCCAUAACACUUACUGAAAAUGUUUCCCCUAUCCUGUGUUCAGCAUCUUCAGAUAGGAUCUUGGGCAGUUAAGAAAGUUAUUUUGAAAACUAAUAAAUAUUUCAAUUAUGUACUUAUUUGAUUUAGAUAAGCAUUUUAUGACGGAGAUAUUCUUAUUGUUUAUCCUCAUUCUAUGUACUUACUAGCACCUUUUAAUUUACUUGCAUUGUAAAGAAACCAUCCCAACUAUAGUACUAAAUACAUUUAGCAUAUCAUUUUAGAAUUUUAAUUAUCGUCUCCGGCUGACGUCUGUUUUGUUCUUUUGUUUUACAGGAGUAAAUGUUGAAACAAUACAUCAAAGGUGAGCCCACUCUUUUGAAAAUAAAAUCAAAUAAGUAUAACUAUUAUCCUAAUUCUCAUUUUUAAUGAAAGCUGUCACAUUUCAUAAAGAAAAAGUCAAAUGUAAAAUGCAUGUAACUAAAGAGUAGGCCAGAUUUUUUUACAAAGUGCAGUCCGUUAUGGAAGAUAUAAAAUAUAAUAGAGGAAUCAAAGGGGUCUUAAAGGACCACUCUAGGCACCCAGACCACUUCAGCUUAAUGAAGUGGUCUGGGUGCCAGGUCCAGCUAGGGUUAACCCAUUUUUUCAUAAUUAUAGCAGUUUCAGAGAAACUGCUAUAAUUAUGAAUGGGUUAAGCCUUCCCCCUAAUCCUCUAGUGGCUGUCUCAUUGACAGCCACUAGAGGCGCUUGCGAUGCUUCUCAUGAUGAUUUUCACAGUGAGAGCCGCAUAGCGUCUAUAAAGCAUUGUAAAUGCUUUCCUAUCGCGACGAGCUGAAUGCAGCAGCUCAGCACUCUUGGCGUCGCAUUCAACUUGUGAAGGCGGUCGAGGCCCGGAGAGGAGGAGGAGAGCUCUCCGCCCAGCGCUGGAAAAAGGUAAGUUUUUACCCCUUUCCCCCUUCCAGAGCCGGGCGGGAGGGGGUCCCUGAGGGUGGGAGCACCCUCAGGGCGCUAUAGUGCCAGGAAAACGAGUAUGUUUUCCUGGCACUAUAGUGGUCCUUUAAGAGAAAAAAAAAAUUCUAAAACUAUUGAGCACUGUAAUUCUAAUGAGGGGUUAAAAAUGUAAAGUUCUACACUUCUAGAUAUGUCUCAAUGGUACUUGCAACUGCAUGUCUUAAAGGACCACUCUAGGCACCCAGACCACUUCAGCUUAAUGAAGUGGUCUGGGUGCCAGGUCCUUCUAGGGUUAACCCAUUUUUUCAUAAACAUAGCAGUUUCAGAGAAACUGCUAUGUUUAUCAAUGGGUUAAGCCUUCCCCCACUUCCUCUGGUGGCUGUCUGUUGACAGCCACUAGAAAGCGAUGCUUCUCACUGUGAGUUUUCACAGUGAGCGCAUAGCGUCCAUAAGCAUUGUAAAUGCUUUUCUAUCGACGGCUGAAUCUUGUAGCGCAGCUCUUGCUAACGGCGAUGCGCUGCGUCCUUUGGCGAAGAAGAGAGAGGAAAGCUGAGAUCCGGUGAGAGAGGAGGAGAGCUCUCCGCCCAGCGCUGAAAAAGGUAAGUUUUACCUUUCCCCCCUUCCAGAGCGAGGUAGGGAGGGGUCCCUGAGGGUGGGGAACUUACCUCGAAGCUAUAGGCAGAUGCCAGGAAGCAGUAUGUUUUCCUGGCACUAUAAUGAUCGCUAAGAAAAAAAAUUCUAAAACUAUUGAGCACUGUAAUUCCUAAUGAGGGUUAAAAAUGUAAAGUUCUACACUUCUAGAUAUGUCUCAAUGGUACUUGCAACUGCAUCUUAAGGACCACUCUAGGCACCCAGACCACUUCAGCUUAAUGAAGUGGUCUGGGUGCCAGGUCCAGCUAGAGUUAACCCAUUUUUCAUAAACAUAGCAGUUUCAGAGAAACUGCUAUGUUUAUGAAUGGGUUAAGCCUUCCCCUAUUUCCUCUAGUGGCUGUCUCAUUGACAGCCACUAGAGGCGCUUGCGUGCUUCUCACUGUGAUUUUCACAGUGAGAGCACUCCAGCGUCCAUAGGAAAGCAUUAUGAAUGCUUUCCUAUGUGACCGGCUGAAUCUUGUAGCGCAGCUGCUUGCGAGCGGCGGCAUUCAACCCGGCAGAGGAUGAGGAGGAAGCAGAGAGCUCCCCGCCCAGCGCUGGAAAAAGGUAAGCUCCCCUUUCCAGAGCCGGGCGGGAGGGGGACCCUGAGGGUGGGGGCACCCUCAGGGCACUAUAGUUCCAGGAAAACGAGUAUGUUUUCCUGGCACUAUAGUGGUCCUUUAAGUGUCCAUGAUAUACUCACCAGACAUACAGUUCUACAUGCCAAGGCUGAAUUUUUAAUCGCCAAUUGCUAGUGGAAAUUUUUAACUCUACUCCAUGAACAGAGCUUCUGGCUCCAUUGCUUCUUAGCAAAAAGCCUUGCUAGUGGAGUGGUUCUCAAUCAUGUUUGAGUCCCAAAUUACACAAUGACAUUACAGUGGUGACCUAAUUAGACCAUUUGCUCAGUGACCCAUUCUUCAGCUGCAAUAUAAGGCACAAUUAUAUUUUACAAAACAUCUUCUUUUUACUAUUCCCAGUGUUCGCUGUGUCUGCAAAACACUCAUAGGUCCAAGCACUAUGACCUCUUCAGUGACUUGAAGUGAUCAUGGUGCUUGGAGUCUGUAUGUUCAGUGUUUUGCUAUGAAACACUGCACAUAAAGAAUUUUGCUGGCAGAGAUGUAACUCCAACUUCGGCAGUUUCUUUCUGGAAUUAUUAGCCGGACCGGAACAAGAGUGCCAGGAAGGCUAAUGUCUGUUUGGUGCAUAAAAGGCAUCUGACAUCAGCAUGCUGGCGACAGUCGUCUAGUGGUGGCAUGGCCACUCUGUGCAGCCCAUGUCCCUCAAUCUGUUCUCACUGUGCAUUUCUCCACAGAGAGGGAGAGUGCUGUCCGCAUAGGAGGAUCGGGCUGCUGAGAGAACUUGCAUUUAUCUACGGCACUGCGCCGUAGUAAAGUUUCAGUUUAUUUAAUUUUUCUUAAAGUGGGGGUGGGAGAAUGGUUACACUAACCAAAAGCAGUCUAAUUUUAAAAGUAGUAAGGCUAAAAGUAACAAUUUAUUGUAGGCACUUGCUGUGGUAUGUUCAAUAUAAUGUGCCUCUCCCAAACAUCAGUUACCCACUGAUAUAGCUCAUUGGCCCCUAUGUUGCAUCCUGGCUUAGAGGGAACCAUUGUUUAAGUGACAAGCUGGUACCGUUGUCUAAGAUUCAAACAAAGAAAGCGCACUUCGAAACUGAAACAUUCUCCUUGUGCUCCAGAAUUCUGAGGGAAAAAGAGCCAAAAUACUCUGCGGUAUUAUACAGACAAAUCCAGGUACACAGGCAUUAUUAAAAGUAGGACUGUCAGGAUUACUGUUUGAUCGAGCAUGUAGAACUGUAUAGCACGGAUGACAAAUAAGCAACGUAUUACCGGUCCUUAGAAUGGCCGGAUUUAAUGUACAUAGAAUAGUCAAAAAUACUAGCUGAGCUCAGGGAACACAGAAAGAGACGCAGCGAUGAGGAAAGCCAGUAGUCAGGAUACAAGAAUAUAGAGACGUCAAUAAACAAAGCCAAAGUCAAAAACCAGGUAGAAAACUAUAAACAGGAACGCACUCUCGGACAACCACAAGGGAAACCACGACAGGGCACUGAGCAGGAUGAGAACUGGGCCUAAAUACCCCUCCUCUAGAUCUGAUAGGCUGUAACCGGCCUUUGACCCCAAAGUCAGUUACCAGGUUUCAUUUGCAUAAUUGCUGCUCAGCAUUAAUCCUUCUGUGGCUUAGGUUGCUGCUCAGCACAACUUUUCCUGUGUGGACAGUAAAUGUUAUUAACCACAUUUAUAUAAGCGGAUGAAUACGUGACAAGAACAACCCAUAUUAAAAGGAGUACAACCUAUAGGAAACAUUUGGGUUCACCCUGGUGCCUUUAGCAAAGGGAGAUGUGACUAGGGCUGCAAGGGCAUAAUUUAUCACUAAAACCUCUUCAUUAAAGGACCACUAUAGUGCCAGGAAAACAUACUCGUUUUCCUGGCACUAUAGUGCCCUGAGGGUGCCCCCACCCUCAGGGACCCCCUCCCGCCCUGCUCUGGAAAGGGGAAAAGGGGUUAAACUUACCUUUUUCCAGCACUGGGCGGGGAGCUCUCCUCCUCCGUUCCUCCUCCUGGGCUGAAUGCGCACGCGCGGCAAGAGCUGCGCGCGCAUUCAGCCGGUCACAUAGGAAAGCAUUCAUAAUGCUUUCCUAUGGACGCUUGCGUGCUCUCACUGUGAAAAUCACAGUGAGAAGCACGCAAGCGCCUCUAAUGGCUGUCAAUGAGACAGCCACUAGAGGAUUAGGGGAAGGCUUAACCCAUUCAUAAACAUAGCAGUUUCUCUGAAACUGCUAUGUUUAUGAAAAAAAGGGUUAACCCUAGCUGGACCUGGCACCCAGACCACUUCAUUAAGCUGAAGUGGUCUGGGUGCCUAGAGUGGUCCUUUAAGCUAUUAAUGUAGACUAAUAUUUUUUCCAGUUAUGAAUGUAGUGGUUGAACCACAGAGAAGAAAACCACAGAAGAGUGUUAAGUUAGCACCAGGAACCACUAGUCCAGAACUGAAUAUGUUAAAGUAAAUCUCCUAGAUAUUUUAUAUAGUAGUUCCAUUCAUCAUAAGUUAUUCAGUCAGUGUUGUGGCAAAAUCUAAAUUAUUUUUUUUUAACCUAUUUUAUAGGGAAUCCGAUUGUUGUUUUCUUGGAAGACCAUGGAGGAUUGUUGAUGGAAGCUUAAAUAAGCCUGUAUGCAAAGGGAUGCUGGAAGCUGUUUUGUACCACAUAAUGAGCAAGCCUGGUAUAACGGAGGCUCACCUACUUCAGCAUUACAGUGGUGUUCUUCAGCCUGUUGUUGUACUGGAAUUAUUACAGGUAUUUUGUUGUACAGGAACAAAUAAACCAUAGCCUGAACUAUCUAUCUAAUUGGGUGUUAAAUUAGCAGGGCAUUACAUCAUGGAGGGAAGCCGCAUAGUUACAGUUUUAUAACAAAUAGACUGGGAAAACUGUAGAUUUUAAACCCCUCCCCUUGUAUGAAAUAUAUAUAUUCUUUGCCCCAUCUUAUUUAUCCACUUUCAUAGAGACAUAUUUUCAUAGUGGCCCUGCUUCAUAGGCGUGCGCACGGGGUGUGCCGGGGGUGCCUGGACACACCCUAAUCAAGCCUCCAUGCUGCACUGCUGGCGAUUUAGGUGGCCUUGCGGCCACCUAAAUCACCUUAAAGCAGACUAACAUGUCAGGUCCGAGGACCCAACACAGGAAGGGAGAGAGCCAACCUUCAGUCUGCAGCUCCGCUGGGAGUGAGCUGCAGACUGAGGUGUCUCGCCAUCUCCAGCCUGUCAGAGCGUUGCUGCGGGUUACUACGGCAACUCUCUGACUAGAUAUAGCCAGACUCACCAUGUGGUCUGCAGCUCACUCCCGGCGGAGCUGCAGACUGAAGAGAGAGGGCGCCCACUGGACCACCAGGGAAGGUAUUUAUGAACCCCCCUCUACCCUCUGUCACUGCACCCCACCCUUUGUAACUGCUCCUCCAACCUCCCCACCCACUGCCACUGCUUCUCCACCCCUAACCCCCUGUCACUGCCCCUCCAUCCUCCCUAAGCCCUGUCACUGCCCCUCCACCUCCCACCCUUUGUCACUGCUCCUCCACCCCCUGUCACUGCCCCUCCAACCCCCCUACCCACUGCCACUGCUUCUCCACCCCUUACCUACUGUCACUGCCCCUCCACCCAACCUACCCCCUAUCACUGCCCUUCCACCCCCCCACUCCCUGUCACUGCCCCUCCAGCCCCCACCCCCUGUCACUGCCCCUCCAUCCUCCAUAAGCCCUGUCACUGCCCCUCCACCUCCCUCUACCCCCUGUCACUGCCCCUCCCCCUACAGUGCCACCGGACCACCAGGGAAUAUGCUGACCACCCCUCCUCCCUGGAUGCAGGUAAGAAACACUUUAAAAAUAUAUUAAAAUAAGUAUAAUGAAAUUAAAUAGCUGCUCCCCUCUCAGACCCCUAUCCUAGCCUGCAAAGCUACUCUCACACUACAACCCACCCCUCACAAUUACUCACACACAAACACUGUAACCCACACACACUGUACCCUUCACAAUUACACACACUGUACCCGCACACACUAUACCUUUCGGAAUUACGCACACACUGUACCUCUCGCAAUCACACACACUGUACCCGUUGAAAUCACACACACACUGUAUCUCUUACACACUGCACCCCUUACAUGCUGCACCCCUCACAAUCACACACACUGCACCUAUGUGUAUUUGUGUGUAUGUAUGUGUAUAUAUAUAUAUAUAUAUAUAUAUAUAUAUGUGUGUAUGUAUAUAUAAAAACAUAUACACGUGGCGUGUGUGUUUGUGCUUUAGGGUGCACACCCUAAUGCAAUAGGCUGCGCAUGCCUAUGCCAUGCUUUUAAUUCAUUUGCAUUGAACAUUUGCACAGUUGUGCUCUAAAGUUUGCAUAUCCUUGGAGAAUUGGUAAUAUAUGUAUCAUGAGUGAGCAGGCAAAACACAUUUCUUUUAUUUCUUAUGGGAUUCAUAUUCAACUGUAGGUUAUAACAAAAUGUCAGUCGUAAAACAAAACAUGGCAACAAAGAAAACAAUUAAAUGACCCCUGUUCAAAAGUCUGCACACCCUUAGUUUUACUGUGUAUUGCCCCUUUAGCAUCAAUGACAGCGUGCAGUCUUUUGUAAUAGUUGUGUAAGAGGCCCCUAAUUCUUGCACGUUCGUAACCGUGCCUUUAUAGCUGACACACCCCCAAAACUUCAGUGAGCCACACCAUGCUUCACAGUAGGGAUGGUAUUCUUUUCACUAUAGACCUUGUUCACCCCUCUCCAAACAUAGCGCUUAUGGUUGUGACCAUAAAGAUCUAUAUUGGUUUUGUCACUCCAAAUUACAGUGUGCCAUAAGGUGUGGGCGCGUCAAGGUGUUGUCGGGCAUAUUGUAGGCUGGCUUUUUUGUGGCAUUGCCACGGUAAAGGCUUUUUUCUGGCUACUCGACCAUGCAGCUAAUUUUUGUUCGUCUAUCGUUGUAUUGUGCUCCUUGAAACAACCACACCAUCUUUUUCCAGAGGAACCUGUAUUUCUUCUGAGGUUACCUAUGGGUUUUUCUUUGUUUCCCAAACAAUUCUUCUGGCAGUUGUGGCUAAAAAUCUUUCUUGGUAUUCCUGACCUUGGCUUGGUAUCAAGCGAUCCCAAAUUUUCCACUUCUUAAUUUUAAUGGUUCUUUUCUGCUCCCCAUGGCUCAGUAUCUAGCCUGCUCAGUGUAUCCACGUGAGAGCUCACAAACUCAUUAACUAUUCAUACACAGACACUAAUUGCAAUUUAAAAGCCACGUGUGUGGGAAAUUAACCUUUAAUUGCCAUUUUAACCUGUGUGUGUCACCGUGUGUGUCUGUAACAAGGUUAAACAUUCAAGGGUAUGUAAACUUUUGAUCAGGGCCAUAAAAAGGAGCCAAACAACUAUGUGAUAAUAAAUGGCUUCAUAUGAUCACGAACGUUCAUUACAAGACUUUUUUUUGCAUGAUCAGUCAUAUUUUCAAAAUUACUGCCAAAAUUUCACAAUUUCUGCCAGGGUAUGCAAACGUUUGAGCACAACUGUAUACUAUACCUCAUAACACUGAAUUAUGGCUUAACCUACAAGGUAUACACAUGUGAAAUGAAAAGAAACUAAAAAUAUUAGAGAUUCGUCUGGGUUGCCCGUCUGUGGUGUCGAAUCAGGCCGCAGGGGGAAUUUUCCCCUAUUCUCCUUAAUGUGCUGGCUGUCACUGCUGCCACAGCAUUUUAUUAUGGGAGAAAAGUUUGUUUUGUUUUUUACCCUGGCAUUGAGUUGCACAUGCCAGUGCAAGCAGCCAACCCCAUGUCAGUCCAUCAGUAAGCUCCUUCUUUACAGGGGAAGGUAUGACAGGUCACAGCAGCCAUCCAUUACAGGAAGGGAAGCAGAUCCAUGUAUCUUGCUGAUGUAAUAUUGGCUUUGUUGUUUAUGGCUGUAUGUACUGUUGGUAGCGUGUGUAUGGCUUUUUAUAUUGGAUAAUGUGUGUGUUUGGCUGUAUGUAUUAGGCAACAUGUAUAUAGAUGUAUGAUCUAGGUGUGUUUGUGUAUUGGGCCGUGUCUCUGUUUCCUAACUGUCUACCUAGUCUGUCUGCUUUCUCAGAAUGCCUCCCCAGGUCCUUCUCUUUUCCCUAAAUUUCUCCCUAGUCCAUAUCCUUUCCCUAAAUUUCUUGCCAGUCUGUCUACUUUCCUUAAAUAUCUUCCCAGUCUCCCAGACAUUUUUUCACUAAAUAUCUCACUUAAGCAAGAACAGGCAAGCAGACACUUUCUAUACUCUAACUAGUUAUUUUUAAUAUAUUUUAAAACUUAUGUGAAAAUAGCAGAGUUGGAGACUUUAUCCAAUUCUUUCAUUUUGGCCUAAAUGUUGCAAGAAUUUUUUAGCUCACUAUUUAAUGACAAGACAAGGAAGAUUGAGAUAAAGGAAAAUGACAAGAGAUACUGACAUGGUUAGUCACUAAAGUGAAUUCAAAGUGAUUGUAACAUUUAGUGUUAAAGUAGCUAAACUUAGCCGACUAUUUUAAGCUUAUAACUCUUACUUUAGUGAAUAUCCCUGUAAGAAUAAAAAGAGACUGUCUGGAUAGAAUCAGUGAAGUAGACUGAGCCAAAAAAGCUUGACCUUAGAGAGUGCAAUGUAGGGUAAGAAGGAAUGGAAGGGAGGUGGGGGAUGAAAACUGUUGACAGAGGGAAUACACUGCUUGUUAAGAGAAACAAAUUGACGACCCGCCUAAAAUACGUGAUUUAAAAAAAAAAAAAACAGACAGAUGGCAAUAUUAGAUAUCAUGGGAUCAUCUCAACUAAAACCAGGCCAGAGACAAAAAUCCCUUUGAGCUAAUAUGUGGCCCAGGUAGUGGCCAUAGAUGCCCACUAUCCAAAAUAUAUCACAUACUCCAAGCAGGCUUAUGAAGCAACAUAAGGUUUCCUAUAAGCAGAAAUGGAUGUGAGGUUUACACAUUCACAUGACAGAUAGGGAUUGAACACAUAUCCUUAAAACAGGGAUGUAAACCCCACUCAGUAUCUCCAAAAAGGUGGCCUUCUAUAAAAAGAUCACCAGAUGGUAUAGGAUCCCAGUCCUAUACCUACUGACCAACGGUCAGCGACAAAUGUUGGAGAUGUGACAAUGAGCAGGGGGAUGUGGAACACAUAUGGUGGUUCUGCAAGCACAUUAGGCCAUACUGGGAACAAAUACUUUCAGUCAUAGAAAAGCUUGUCCCAUUGAAAGCCCAAUUAAUCCCAUCUCAAGUUCUGCUAGGGUGGCCCAACUCUUUCUGAGAUAAAUAUAGGCAGCAACUACUGAACCUACUGCUAGAAGAGGCGAAUGCAUAAUCCCGGUCCACUGGCAUCAGACUCAGAUACCAACUAGGGAACAAUGUGUACAUAGAGUAGAAAACAUGAGGGACUUGGAGAUAUACAUUGAUCGGUACAAGGUUAAAGAAACAAAUAUUUACUAGUGUGGAAACCUUGGAUAAAAUACUGGCUACAAACUGAUUGAUCGGUAGAAGACAGAGGCCCAGAAACCCGAGACACUUGCACCGCCUAAAGAUGGCAAUGCCACAUACUUACCACACCUAUGAAUCCCACAGAGAGGAGACCCAGACUAGAGAAUGAGUACUUGGCUGAACACAUAGGCACUAGUACAUCUAUAGUGGACAAAAUAGAAUGUGAUCCUGUGUUUGUGAGGCGCUUAUACGUAUAUACUAUGAACAGAUGGAAUUAAAAGCUGCUAACACAGUAUAGUAGGAACUCUCCACCCUACUUAAAUGAAUAAAAGAAUAGUACACUAUUAUACCAACUGGUGUAAAACAUAGUGCGGAGUGUGUAGUGCUGAAUAGAAUCAACACUUACCUCUAAGGGUUACAAGUAUUAUAAUACAGAAAUCCCUAUAGGGGAACAAAAUAUAGUGCAAUAAGUGGUGUGAAUAAUUCCAAGAGGGAUCCACUCACAUGAUACAGAGCCUCUUGAGGACCGGCUCUGAUCUCUUCCACUUUUGUGUACUAAGGGUGAGAGAGCGCACAUAGCCAAUACCCACACACAACGCCAUCCGUGAUUGGAUGUAACACGAAAGACACACUGCAACCCCUCCCAUCCAGGAAAUAUAAACAAAGACCGGCAGCAUGGACAUUACCGAUUGAAAAAGCUGAGCAAGAUCAGUGAAACGCGUCUGACAUUUUCGGACAGUUGGACCUGUCUGUAUAGAUAUAUUUUUUUUUUAUUUUUUUUUUAUUUAUUCUUUAAAUAAAUCUGUACCUAUUUUUAAAUAAGUCUGGAGAUUCAUCCAUGCUGCUAUAAAGAAGGGUUGUGACACCCUGAAUUGCCACAUUUGCUGAUACACUCAGAGCCAAGUCAAGGGCUCUGAAUAAGGUGAGAAGCUAACUUUAUUUCCUUUUUAAAUAUUCUAUUGAGGAUUCCUAUACCAGGGUUAGCUUUGCUUCCUUGUUCUCUUCCAUUUAUGUUUCCUAUAUUGAGGUCUUCACCUCAUAUGGAUGCCAUAGGUGUGUGUCACCUUUAAGUACACAAAAGUAGAAGAGAUCAGAGAUGGGCCUCAAGAGGCUCUGUAUCAUGUGAGUGGAUCCCUCUUGGAAUUAUUCACACCACUUAUUGCACUAUUAUAUUGCACCAUAUUUUGUUUAUUUUGUUCCCCUAUAGGGAUUUCUGUAUUAUAAUACUUGUAACCCUUAGGGGUAAGUGUUGAUUCUAUUAAGCGCUACACACUCCGCACUAUUUUUUACACCAGUUGGUAUAAUAGUGUACAAUUCUUUUACUAGUACAUCUAUGAACACACCAUACUUCUAGAUAGUAGACAAUGAGAUCACAGAAGCAUGUAACCCGCAGGAUAUUUACCUUCCCCCCUUUGCUGAUUUACUCCCAUUCUUGAGUUCAAUUCCCACUUAAUUACAGGGCGAAAAUCACUGACUGAUAGACUUGGUUGACUCAAGUUGCUUGUACAUAUAGAACUUAUGUAGCUGCACGAUAGACCUACACGCAAAGCUGGGGUCCAGGGAAGCACACCCUUAGUUACCAUGGGCCAAGUGGAUGAUGCCUCCACAAAGGGUUCAGUAGGCAGUCUCUCCACCCACAAUAGAACAGGACCCGGCUGUAGUAAGACAGACGAGGUAGCAUAAGCAGAAUAAAAAGAAAAUCAAAUUGGUUUUCCUAUCACCCCAACCAACCAAUAAACUGGAGGUAGGAUCAGGAAAAUAGGUCAGGACGGUGGUACCAGCUCCACCUAAAUAUGGGCUUGUACCCGGGAAUUGAAUAUGAAAGACAGAAAUAACUAAAUUGGGAGGGCACCCUCAAGGAGGUCCCUCAAGUAACUGAUAUAAAUAAUAAAUACACCAUGAAUGCAAUAUCUCUUGGAGAAUUCUUGAAAGGUAUAUAGAAUAUAAGCAAUAAAAAAUUCUAGUAUCUCUAACAAAUCAAAAAGUAUCUUAGGGCAAAAAGUGAUACAUAUAGGGGCAAAUAAGCUUUAUUAACAUCAUAAUGCCCAAAAGAAACUAAAAUGUAAACGAUGGCUGAAUAAAAUACAAACUAUAUCCCCCCCUUAAUUGUCUAAACUGGGAGUAAGUUUGUAGCAAUCCACAAUCAUCAGUACGAUCUGCACAACCGGGAAUAAAGCUUGUUAUUAUAAGGGAAACUGAUCAAUGUCUUGAUCUAAAGAUCCAAUGAACUAAAUCUGCUAUGAUUAUACGGAGCUACUGCAAUAGACACCGCUAGACUUGUUCCCUGUAAACUCCUAGAAACACCUUCGUGGGUGUUCUAUGCUAAAGCUGUUCUUAAACCCGGUGUCUACAUCAGCCCUCGAUGAAGUACUAGAUAAUGCUUAGACUAUAUACAUCAACAAAACUACUCACUACAAAAAAGUGAAAAAUAAAAGAUAAAAAACAAAAACAAAUCCCUUCAAGUGCAUAGUGCUAAGUGAAGUGAAGUGAUAAAGAGCUGAAACGCCCGACGCGCGUUUCGGAGUGCGAGGACUCCUUCGUCAGGGGCUAAGAAGCUCCCGCCCAAACAUCCCCAGUAUUUAAAUACAUCAGUAGCCAAUCAAUGUUCAGAUAAUACUAACGUCAGACAAUGUUGAAAUUGCAUCCACGUGGGGCUUUCACACUAGCCAAUCAAUGCACUGACCGUACCAUGUCAUUAGUGACGUUGUCAGAGCCCCCCACGUGGGAUGUCAAUUUCUCUUAACAUAGGAAAAUUGACAGUAUGAGUGACCAAUUAGAAUCUCUCUCUUCACUAAUGGUCACGAAAAAACAAGAAAUAGUAAUAUCGGCUAGUAAAUGAACUAUGUAGAAGUUACAAUGGAGCAAAGUAUCGAUACCUUAGUCCGUCCUAAUUAUUUUUAUAUCAUUGCAAAUGCUUCCAAAGACAUCUCAAAACAUUGAUCAUCAGUUUGCCCAAUAGUUAUAAUUCUUACAAAAGGGAGAUGAUAUCCAUAAAAAUAAUUACCUAUGAUGAAUGAAGAUGUAAUAUGGCAGAAGUAAUUCAUAAAUUAACUGUAUAUCGAUGUCUUCAUAAUAUUAACGAUCGUAAGCCUCCGGUAUAAACUAAGGGUUACUGGAGACGUCUGUCUCCAGACAUGUUAAGAUAGCCCACAAUGGGGACCCUACAGUUCUAAAAUUUCUGGGCAUUGAAUUGAUUAAACCAGACCAGAGGAAGGGCAAUUGGGACCAACGCCUGAGAAGACGUGAAUGUUAUUGGAUUUAUCGUUUGAAAACAUUGUCCCCGAGGGGCCUUAAUGAGGGCUUCUCAUAUUCUUCAUUUAUUUAAAAGUCUCUCUAAUAUUUUUAUUUUGUACACCUCCAUAUCUUGGUUAGUCUUUCUUUCUUGAUAGUUGAUUCUAGCGUCUCGUUAAUUCUUCACUGUUAUUCACCGAUGAUAAGCAUUAUAUGAUAAUGAAACCAGUUGCCCUCCCCCCCCCUUCCUUUUUCUUUUUACACACUAUAUAGCCGUCAUUACACAUAACUGUUGAGGAAAAUACUUUCCUUUAUUUGAAAGUGAACUAUGUACUUACAAUGGAAUAAUUAUGGUAAUCUUUGAAUCCAUCAUGUUGUCUUAUUAUAUGUUUUUUUCCUUAAAAGAAUUAUCGAUACUGUCUUAUGAGCUUUUGGUCACAUAGUAUGUUGUAUUGUGCAGCUGCUCUUCAAUAACCAUUGACAUUAUUUUUCGACUUCUCUGUCAUAUGUUAUGUAGUUGUUUUCAGCACAUAAAUGUGGCAGUGAAUAUUCUCUCUUCAUUUUAAAGUAAACCAUAUAUUGGCUAUUGCAACUAGAUAGUUGAAAUUGCACAAUUAUAGCAAUUUAUAAAUUGAAUUUGCCGUUUAUUAUAUGGUUCUCCCUUUUUAAAAAAAAAUUAUCGAUAUCCCUUUGUGAUCCUUUGCUUAUGCAUUAUAUAAUUAUUAACAGCGCAUAACUGUUGCGGCAAAUAUCCUUUUUAUUCUAAUAGCGAAUUAUAUUUUCGCAAUUGAAAUUACAUAUACGUUAAAAUUGUACAGCUAUGGCAAAUUAGAAACCCACUAUGCUAUUCUAUCAGAUGUUCCCUUCGUUCUAUAAAAAUUAUGGAUACUCCCUGGUAACCCUUAGUUUAUACCUGAGGCUUAUGAUCGUUAAUAUUAUGAAGACAUCGAUAUACAGUUAAUUUAUGAAUUACUUCUGCCAUAUUACAUCUUCAUUCAUCAUAGGUAAUUAUUUAUUUUUAUGGAUAUCAUCUCCCUUUUGUAAUAAUUAUAACUAUUGGGCAAACUGAUGAUCAAUGUUUUGAGAUGUCUUUGGAAGCAUUUGCAAUGAUAUAAAAAUAAUUAGGACGGACUAAGGUAUCGAUACUUUGCUCCAUUGUAACUUCUACAUAGUUCAUUUACUAGCUGAUAUUACUAUUUCUUGUUUUUUCGUGACCAUUAGUGAAGAGAGAGAUUCUAAUUGGUCACUCAUACUGUCAAUUUUCCUAUGUUAAGAGAAAUUGACAUCCCACGUGGGGGGCUCUGACAACGUCACUAAUGACAUGGUACGGUCAGUGCAUUGAUUGGCUAGUGUGAAAGCCCCACGUGGAUGCAAUUUCAACAAUGUCUGACGUUAGUAUUAUCUGAACAUUGAUUGGCUACUGAUGUAUUUAAAUACUGGGGAUGUUUGGGCGGGAGCUUCUUAGCCCCUGACGAAGGAGUCCUCGCACUCCGAAACGCGCGUCGGGCGUUUCAGCUCUUUAUCACUUCACUUCACUUAGCACUAUGCACUUGAAGGGAUUUGUUUUUGUUUUUUAUCUUUUAUUUUUCACUUUUUUGUAGUGAGUAGUUUUGUUGAUGUAUAUAGUCUAAGCAUUAUCUAGUACUUCAUCGAGGGCUGAUGUAGACACCGGGUUUAAGAACAGCUUUAGCAUAGAACACCCACGAAGGUGUUUCUAGGAGUUUACAGGGAACAAGUCUAGCGGUGUCUAUUGCAGUAGCUCCGUAUAAUCAUAGCAGAUUUAGUUCAUUGGAUCUUUAGAUCAAGACAUUGAUCAGUUUCCCUUAUAAUAACAAGCUUUAUUCCCGGUUGUGCAGAUCGUACUGAUGAUUGUGGAUUGCUACAAACUUACUCCCAGUUUAGACAAUUAAGGGGGGGAUAUAGUUUGUAUCUUAUUCAGCCAUCGUUUACAUUUUAGUUUCUUUUGGGCAUUCUGAUGUUAAUAAAGCUUAUUUGCCCCUUUAUUUAUCACUUUUUGCCCUAAGAUACUUUUUGAUUUGUUAGAGAUACUAGAAUUUUUUAUUGCUUAUAUUCUAUAUACCUUUCAAGAAUUCUCCAAGAGAUAUUGCAUUCAUGGUGUAUUUAUUAUUUAUAUCAGUUACUUGAGGGACCUCCUUGAGGGUGCCCUCCCAAUUUAGUUAUUUCUGUCUUUCAGCAUAAGCAGAAUAAGCUGUAUGGUAAUUAACAUUGUCUAUCAGGCCCGGACUGGCCAUCGGGCAUACCGGGCAAAUGCCCGGUGGGCCGCGAUGGCCGUGGGGCCGAGGCCGGCAGGGGAGAUCACAGGAUCUCCCCUGCCAGCCCGUGCAGGGCCAGCGCUACCCGAGCGCCGGCCCUGCUAUGUGCCUCCGUGGGCCGGUGGGGAGAUCAAAGAUCUCCCCACCGGCCCAGAAGCAUGGAAAUGCGGCCGCCGGCUGGGGAGGGAGGGAGGCAGGAGAGAGGACCCGGCGGAGCUCUAACAAGCAGCUCCGCCGGGUCCUUUCGCGGGAUUCUGAGCGUUGCCGUGGCAACGCUCAGAUCUCGCGAGAGUGAACUCUAACCUGCCUCCGUGGGCCGGUGGGGAGAUCAAAGAUCUCCCCACCGGCCCAGAAGCAUGGAAAUGCGGCCGCCGGCUGGGGAGGGAGGGAGGCAGGAGAGAGGACCCGGCGGAGCUCUAACAAGCAGGUUAGAGUUCACUCUCACCACUGGACCACCAGGGAAGGCAGCAUGGCUCCCCACCCCCCAGGGAGAACGCAUCUCCACACCCCCCCCCCCAGGAUAGAGGGGGGAAUAAUUUUUAUUUUUAUUAUUACAUUAUUUUUAAUUAUUUUAUUAUUAAAUUUAAAUAAAAAAAUACAUUCACCCAGACACAGCCCCCAGACACAGCACCCCCCCAGACACAGCACCCAGACACAGCACCCCCCAGACAGACACAGCACCCCCCAGACAGACACAGCACCCCCCCAGACACACACAGCACCCAAACACACACAGCACCCAGACAGACACAGCACCCAGACAGACACAGCACCCCCCAGACACACACAGCACCCCCAGACACACACAGCACCCCCAGACACACGACACACAGCAGCCCCCAGACACACACAGCGCCCCCCAGACACACACCCCAGCAUAGACACACACACACUACACCCGCAGACACACACUACACCGCGGGCACACUGCACCCAGACACACACUGCACCCAGACACACACUGCACCCAGACACACCCCCAGACACACACAGCACACACUGCACCCAGACAGCACCACACACACAGCACCCCCAGACUCACACAGCGCACCCAGACUCACACAGCGCACCCAGACACACACAGCGCACCCAGACACACACAGCACCCCCAGACACACACAGCACAGACAGCACCCCCUAGCACAGACACACACAGCACACUCAUAUAUAUAUACAUAUAUAUAUAUAUAUAUAUAUAAAAAAUAACCCUCAGUGAGUUAACAGACAAAGAAAAUUAGAAACCUAGAAUGUGACAGCAGAUAAAAACACCCUCACACACAGCACCCCUCUUACAUACACACACUACGCCCCUCACACAUACAAUAAGUCCAAAUAUAUAUAUAUAUAUAUAUACAUACAUACACACACACACACACACACACACACUACAGCACCCCUCACAAUGCACCACUACACACAUUACGCUCCAGAUACACACUAGAUCCCUUACUCUAUAUGCACUCUUUAUCCUCUAUACACACACACACACACACACACGGGUCCUUUACACAGUAGAUCUCCUACACACACACACUACAUUCCUUGUCAGCAAACACAUACAACAUUCUCUAAACACACCCUCUCUGCAACCCCUACACACACUACGUCACCUAUACACACACACUUCAGCCCGUAUGCACACACUCGCUGCAUCCCCUAUAAAACUAUGCCCCCUAUACACACACUCUCUACAGCCCCUAGCCACACAUAUUACACCACAAACACAAAUUAAAUUGACCUAUUUAUACAAUACCACACCACACUCUACACACAGGCAAUCCCACAAGCAGGCUCCAAACACAUGCACCAUACACUUUCCUGGCCCUUUUGUCCUCUGGUAUCCCACUUGUGGAGACAUCAGAGACAAUUUAAAAGCAAGCACCGCACAAGCAUGUUAUUACAUUUGCUUGCGCAGCGCAGAACAAAUUCAGGGCCUUUUUCUAAUGCCAGAGCUCUUCAGCAGGGCUCUGGGCAUUGAACCAACAUGCUCACUUUGAGAGGGGGCGUGUUGUCAUUAGUGAUGACAAAACACACACUAUUUGGCCCCGCCCCCUUCUUAGGGGGCCGCUCUGAUUGAAAAAUGCCCGGGCCUAAUUUUUUUCCCAGUCCGGCCCUGUUGUCUAUUACAGAUUUUAACUAAUGUCUAACUGCCCUGUGAUGUUACCCCUGUGAUACCCUUUUUCUGUCUAUAACCCCAUUAUUUUAUGCAUUUUUGAAACAAUAAAAACACUGAAAUGUAAAAAAAACUAAUUGGCAGUAUGGAGGAAAGGGAAAACUGACCAAAUUACAAAUUGAAAUCCAAAUGGCAAAAUUUAGGCCAAAAUAGCUGUUUUAUAAGAAGUCUUCAACUUGUCUAUGGUCAUAACUUAAUCAGUUUUUUCCUAAACUUUGCAAUUGUUUUUUCAAAUUACUGCAAUUCACAGUCUAGUGUUUAAACCUCUGAUGGAAUGUAAUUGCAUUCAUGAGGGGAUGCCAAAACCUCGUCACCUACUUAACCAAAAUAGAGUACCUUGAUCUCUCUUACUAUAAAUAAAGGUCUACCAUAUCUUGCUAGUGUAUUGUCAUAGUGGCUUCCUAAAUUCACUAUAAACUAACUCCAAUAAGAAGGGCUAAAUUGAAUCCAUCCUCCUUUAGUAUUUCUUUAACCUACUGAGUAACAUGUUGGUCUGCAUUCCUAAACAUAAACAGAUUCAAGUCCUGUCAUUUAAGUGAUUUUACUUACCUUUUUUUCCAGCGCUGCGCUUGUCUCACCACAGCUAGCUCUGCCUAGUUGGUUGAGACCAUCAAACUUGCUGAUCUCAGCCAAUCAAAUGCUUUCCCAUAGGAAACCAUUGGUAGGAUAUUGCGAUUGCACAGAAAAAUGCUGCGCUGCUUCAGUCAGCAUCUCCUCAUAGAGAUGAGCUGAAUCAGUGCAUCUCUGUGAGGAACGCUCUGCGUCUCCAUGCGGAGCAUUGAGAUGCUGAAUGUCUGUGCUGUGCAGCACUGGACUAGGAAGCACCUCUAGUGGCUGUCUGAGUGCCGCUGGAGGUGUUACUUGGCAAUAAUGUAAAUUUUAUAUUAAAAAGUCUGCAAGGACAGACUAUAGACACCAGGACAACUACAUUAAGUUGUAGUUGUUCUGGUGACUAUAAUGUCACUUUAAAUGUUCUGAUUUCACGCACAUCCCCGCUGCCCUCCCCCCCUUACAAACCUUUUCUUACAUAUUUAUUUCUUGAUUUUGUGCAGGUACUGGAACAUAUUGGAUGCAUAAAGAAGGAUUACAUUGAAAAACCUAGCAAGGUUUCCUUAUUUUCACAAUCUGUGGUUCCACAAAAGAUUCAGAAACCUAAAUUAUCAGAAGAUUCAAGCACAUUUUAUCAUUCUACCAUUGAUUGCACUUUAAGACUUGGUGGGAUUUUUCCAUCAGAAGCUAACUGGAACAAAUGGGUUUUAUAGAAUGUAUUUAAUUACUGUGAAAACAAAUGUAAAUUAUAUCAACACUGAAUUACUUAAUCAUUUGUAUUAUUUGUGUUCGUAACCUGUCAAUUUUUCUCAGUUUUUACUAUUAUGAUAUCUACAGUAUGUAACAUUUCAGAAUUGCUAUUUUUAUGUUACUUGUUGUGUAUACAAGUAUAUGUUGUAAUGGCC
This is a messenger RNA of Pelobates cultripes (western spadefoot toad), 28555 nucleotides long. NCBI's taxonomy places the organism in Eukaryota, Metazoa, Chordata, Amphibia, Anura, Pelobatidae. The record is from the annotation of a GenBank genome assembly.